AUGAAGGCAGGACCGCGUCAUCGUGACGUCAGUGAUGCACCUGCGAGGCGCUCUGUCGCAUCAUCUCACUGGCGCUGCUUUAGAAUGAACGGAAGCGCACGGAACCGCCGCGACGCAGAAUUCUUCAACAGAAUGAACGCUGAACGCACGAGGACCGCGUCCGCGCUUCUCGCGGAGGAUCUGUUGUUUUAAGUUCGAGAUUGAUUCGUUGAGUCCUACUCACAUAAAUGACCGUGCAACACGCGCGUCUCUCUCAUUUUAUUUACAGAUGACCGUGGCGGCAGCAAUGGCAGGGGCAAAUAUGGUAUUUUCCGAAGUUGAAAGUUUUCUAGACGAGCACCCGGAAUUAUUAGAGGACUAUCUGAACAGAAAAGGCAAGGCAAGAGUAGUGGAAAAGUGGCUGAAGAACCAUCACGCGAAUAAAACUCCGGCGAACUCCAGCGCGGAGGCGGAGAAAGCGGCGAACGCUUGCAGCAAAGACAGCUGGGCGAGCAGAAGCGACGGGCUGCAGAGACGAGCCUCGCAGAAAGAGCUGAGGAAAACCUUCGCCAGGUCUAAAGCCAUCAACGCCAACAGGACUUACGACGAGCACGUGAACUCCAGAGCGCAGGAGCCGCUCACCAGCAUGAGGAGGCGCGCGCUGCUGCGGAAAGCCAGCUCUCUGCCGCCGACCACCGCACACAUCCUCUCCGCGCUGCUGGAGUCCCGGGUCAACAUCCCCCAGUACCCCUCCACAGCCGUGGACUACAAGUUCUACCUGAAGGAGCACAACGAGAGGGAGUUCUUCCUGGAGCUCGUCAAAGACAUCUCAAACGACCUGGACUUGACUAGUCUGAGUUACAAGAUCCUGGUGUUUGUGUGCAUCAUGGUGGAUGCUGACCGCUGCUCCCUGUUCCUGGUGGAGGGACCGUCCAAUAAAAAGACUCUGGUGUCCAAGUUCUUUGACGUUCACGCUGGAACCACAGUGUUGCCCUCUCUCAGUAACUCAGAUGAGGUGCAGGUGCCCUGGGGAAAGGGCAUCAUUGGAUAUGUGGCUGAACAUGGGGAAACUGUCAACAUUCCCGAUGCAUAUCAGGACCAUCGUUUCAGUGAUGAGAUUGAUAAACUCACCGGAUAUAAAACCCAGUCUCUGCUGUGCAUGCCCAUCCACAACAGUGAUGGAGAGGUCAUCGGGGUCGCACAGGCCAUCAACAAGAGUCCCAAUGGAGCACUUUUCACUGAAGAUGAUGAAAAGGUGUUGCAGAUGUAUCUGCCAUUCUGUGGUAUUGCCAUCUCAAAUGCCCAGCUGUUUGCUGCCUCCAGGAAAGAGUACGACAGGAGCAGGGCUCUUCUGGAGGUUGUGAAUGAUUUGUUUGAAGAGCAGACCGAUUUGGAGAAGAUUGUGAGGAAGAUCAUGCAUCGAGCUCAGACCCUGUUAAAGUGUGAACGCUGCUCUGUCCAGCUUCUGGAGGACAUAGAAUCUCCGGUGGUGAAAUUCACCAAGUCCUUUGAGCUUCUGUCACCCAAGUGCAGCGCAGACAUGGAGAACAGUUUCAAGGACAGCAUGGAAAAAUCGUCCUAUUCUGACUGGCUGAUUAAUAACAGCAUUGCAGAGCUGGUCGCCUCCACUGGGCUUCCUGUGAAUAUCAGCGAUGCCUACCAAGACCCACGCUUCGACGCUGAAGCAGAUCAGUUUUCUGGCUUCCAUAUUAGAUCUGUCCUGUGUGUCCCUAUCUGGAACAGUAACCACCAAAUCAUAGGUGUGGCACAGGUCUUGAACAGGUUAGAUGGAAAACCAUUUGAUGAUGCAGAUCAGAGGCUGUUUGAGGCAUUUGUGAUAUUCUGUGGACUGGGAAUCAAUAACACCAUUAUGUAUGACCAAGUGAAGAAGUCUUGGGCCAAACAGUCUGUAGCUUUGGAUGUGCUGUCAUAUCACGCCACUUGCUCAAAGACCGAGGUGGAUAAGUUUAAGGCAGCAAACAUCCCUCUGGUGUGUGAACUGGGCAUUGAUAAACUAUCGUUUGAUGACUUCUCUCUGGAUGUGGAUGCCAUGGUCACUGCAGCUCUGCGGAUGUUUAUGGAGCUGGGGAUGGUGCAGAAAUUCAAAAUAGACUAUGAGACACUUUGUCGGUGGCUGUUGACCGUGAGGAAGAACUAUCGCAUGGUUCUGUAUCAUAACUGGAGACAUGCCUUCAAUGUUUGCCAGUGCAUGUUUUCCAUGCUGACGACGGCCGGCUUCCAGGAGACUCUGACUGAGAUGGAGACUCUGGCUCUGAUAGUGGGCUGCGUCUGCCAUGAUCUGGACCACAGAGGAACCAACAACGCUUUCCAGGCCAAGACGGGAUCGGCUCUCUCUCUUCUUUAUGGGACUUCGGCCACACUAGAGCACCAUCACUUCAACCAUGCUGUUAUGAUCCUGCAGAGCGAGGGACACAAUAUUUUCUCUAAUCUGUCUUCCCAUGAGUAUGGAGAACUGAUGCAGCUCCUGAAACAAUCCAUCCUGGCCACAGACCUGACGCUCUACUUCCAGAACAGAAACUCCUUCUUUGAGCUGGUGAAUAAAGGAGAAUACAACUGGAACGUGAAGGAACACAGAGACAUGUGCAGGUCGAUGUUGAUGACAGCGUGUGAUCUGGGUGCUGUCACGAAACCCUGGGAGAUAUCACGCAAGGUGGCAGAGCUGGUGACCAGUGAGUUUUUCGAGCAGGGAGACAGAGAGCGUUCAGAGUUGAAACUGACUCCCUCGGCGAUAUUUGACCGAAACCGCAAAGAUGAGCUGCCAGGUCUACAGCUGGAGUGGAUUGAUGGAAUCUGUGCACCUCUGUACGAGACGUUUGCCAAAUUAAACCCCAAACUACAGCCAAUGAUUGACUUGAUCAAGGCCAAUCGCGCCAAAUGGGAAGAGCUUCACCAAAGACACCAGCGCAGCCAGGAAACCAGCAGUCCAUGUAACGCAGAGACCACGUCAACCAGCUGCAGCGACCCCUUCUACUCCGUCAGCUAACUCUGCAGAAACCUGCCAGAUUUCUCCACAUGCUUCUCUGACCCUCAGCAAUGCAGACGGAGGAGUUUUGACCUCUGCUGCACGCUUCAGACCAGCAGUCGUUACCUCACUAGCGCCCUCUAUCGGCCAUUUGCUCUUUCUGUGAGCACUUCAGGCAACUGCGAGCGAGUUUGCGUUUGUCUCCACUGUGCAAAGACCGCACGUUUAGCUAGCAACGGAGAACCUUAGGGAUGUGUUUACGCCCAGAAGCUAAUCGGCUGAAUUAGCUACUUUAGGGCUAGCAUGCUAACACAAAGACUCUAUUGUGCGUGUAAGCAAGGAGGAUUGCUGCAUUUUGAAAGAUAUCCUAGCGUAUUUUUCCCUUUGUAGCUUUGAUCUUGUUGAUUGAACACAUAUCUUGAGCACUCAAGCUCAGUUCUUUACUGUGCGAAUGUCAUUUGAAGAAAUGACAAAUGCAGGAUUUGACUCUUUGUCUUGCCUUGGUUGUUUUAGCUGAUGUGUUUAUUUCUAGGAUCAGGGGUGUGUGGAGCCGUGGGGCUCUUGGCAAUGCUUGCGAUGCAAACCCUCUCCAGCGCUGUACUCUGUGCCUUGGUAAAACCCCAAUGAUAAUGCAUGCAUCCCAUCCUCGACAUCACUCUAGUCUCUAGUUCACACUGCAUACAUCAUAGAUGUUUCCUCAUGUCUUGGGCCUAUUUCACAUCAAAGCAGUGUGCUGCACAGAGCUACAUUAAUAUCACAUAUAAAUGUAAUUUAUGUUAUACAAGGUUUUUUUUUUUUUUAGUUUAGUUUUUUUAGACGGUUUUACAUGGCUCCUCUUCAGAAAGUCUUCCUCCGUCCCACGCUCCUUUGUGUCCUGAAGUGGACUCUGGUUUAUUUUAAUCGUGACUGCACUUUGAUUACCGUGUUGUGGUAAAGAGUAAAAUGUAAUUGCAUGAAGAAGUGUCUGCUUCAGAGAUGACUGAGAUCCAUCUGUGAUUCAUUCUUCAGUAUUUGAUUUGAUGUACCUGCAUGGAAGCAGCUGUUGAUUUGCAAUGUCUUACAUUAUUCCCAAUGAUUUCUUGGGGGGAUUGGUUCUUGAUGUUAGCACUGUUCGAUUUUUCUCUUAGGCAUUAUGUAAGUGAUGAGGCUCUUUUGAAUUUUCUUGUUCUCUUGGUUCAACUCUACUUUUGACUGACAGAUUUCUUGAGAAUCCUGAAGCAUGAUUUCUGGAAGUGUUAAACUCUCCAAUUCUAAUAAAUUUGCUGCUAGUAA
Carassius auratus (goldfish) is the source of this 4234-nucleotide messenger RNA. Its product is annotated as dual 3',5'-cyclic-AMP and -GMP phosphodiesterase 11A. NCBI's taxonomy places the organism in Eukaryota, Metazoa, Chordata, Actinopteri, Cypriniformes, Cyprinidae. Gene Ontology annotation, molecular function: 3',5'-cyclic-nucleotide phosphodiesterase activity; protein binding. Gene Ontology annotation, biological process: signal transduction. The record is from RefSeq and is a predicted model, not a curated record. Bases 269 to 2983 code for a protein of 904 amino acids. The transcript has 20 exons.